This is a messenger RNA of Mustela lutreola (European mink), 2155 nucleotides long. It is a transcript of the gene TSPAN9, whose product is annotated as tetraspanin 9. NCBI's taxonomy places the organism in Eukaryota, Metazoa, Chordata, Mammalia, Carnivora, Mustelidae. Bases 538 to 1530 code for a protein of 330 amino acids. The record is from RefSeq and is a predicted model, not a curated record. Gene Ontology annotation, cellular component: membrane. The transcript has 7 exons.
UGAGCACUGCCCGCCGCGCGCCCGGGCAGCCCAGGGCCGGCGAGCAGCUCCGCAAAGUCGCCGAGCGAAAGGAGGCGGAGCGCCCGCAAAGUGGCCGGGCUCAGCGCCGGGGCUGGGCAGGGAGAGGUGUGCCCGGGGACCUGGAUCCUGGUGCCCUUGUGCCUCGCGUGGAGCGGCCGGUGCACCGGGAGGCGAGCUGACGCUCUGGAAAGAGAAAUCAAAUUGCAGCCUCCCCAAAGACGUUAAGUUACGCAGGCCAGCCAGUUCCCGGAGAGCGUUCGCGAGCGCGCGUAGAGCCGCGCCACGCCGCGCCGCACCGCAGAGCCCUCCCGGGCCAGUCGGCUGGGAGCGGGGCGCCGUCCGAGAGGUAGCGGCUCCUGAGCACCGGGUCUGGCCGGGAGUGCUCCCCGGUGCAGAGAGAGGGCGUUCAGGGUUCCGCCAGCCCACCCGCCGCCCGUGCCCGACUUGGGCGCCCCCUCCGUCCCACUCCGGGAGCGAUGCCCCCCGCCCCUCGCGCCCCCCGGGAACGACGCGAGCAUGGAGAAGUCGAGUAGCGAGGAUUCUUCGAUCCACCGGAGUCCAUCUUUGGACAGCAAGGACUCGGACUUUGCCAAGCCGUCCACCUCGGGCCGCCCGUUCGGCCGCGGCUUCACGGCCGGCGCUUUCUACGGCACCGCGGGCUCCCGGGGACAGAGCCGCGCCGAGGCUGGCGUCAAGACUGACAAGUACAAUGCACCCAAAGGCAGCAAGUACGUGGUGUUUUACCUGGACCUAUCCUUUGUUUUUCUCCUAGAAUUUAAGAAGUGCAACAUGGCCAGGGGCUGCCUCUGCUGCUUGAAGUACAUGAUGUUCCUCUUCAAUCUGAUAUUCUGGCUCUGUGGCUGUGGGCUGCUUGGCGUGGGCAUUUGGCUCUCCGUGUCCCAAGGCAACUUUGCCACCUUCUCCCCCAGCUUCCCCUCGCUGUCUGCAGCCAACCUAGUCAUCGCCAUCGGCACCAUUGUCAUGGUGACAGGCUUCCUCGGCUGCCUGGGGGCCAUCAAGGAAAACAAGUGCCUCCUCCUCAGUUUUUUCAUCGUCCUGUUGAUCAUCCUCCUAGCAGAGCUGAUCUUGCUUAUUCUCUUCUUUGUCUACAUGGACAAGGUGAAUGAGAACGCCAGGAAAGACCUGAAAGAGGGUCUGCUGCUGUACAACACAGAGAACAACGUGGGGCUGAAGAACGCCUGGAACAUCAUCCAGGCUGAGAUGCGCUGCUGCGGCGUCACUGACUACACGGACUGGUACCCAGUGCUGGGGGAGAACAUGGUUCCUGACCGCUGCUGCAUGGAGAACUUCCAGGGCUGCGGGCGCAACACCACCACCCCUCUGUGGAGAACGGGCUGCUAUGAAAAAGUGAAGAUGUGGUUUGAUGAUAACAAGCACGUGCUCGGCACGGUGGGGAUGUGCAUCCUUAUCAUGCAGAUUCUGGGCAUGGCCUUCUCCAUGACCCUCUUCCAGCACAUCCACCGGACUGGUAAGAAGUAUGACGCCUGAGCCGGCUGGCUGGGAACACCCUGGCCCGCCAACAUGGACACUGUGCCCGGGAAGAAGAUUUGAGCUUUGUGUUGCCUGCCCGCGCUCUCCAGACUGCUGACCCUUGCAACCACCUCCCCAGCCCCCCCGCCCCCAGCCCACCCCGCCUCAGCCUUCUUGGUGGGGGGAGGGCCAGGGAGGAGGAGGCGUGGAGGAGGCGCACACAGACCUUGGGGUGCUGGAGGCGCCUGGAUUCCUGCAUCUGUGUAUUUGCCAAAGAAGAUAGGGUGGGCCGGGUUCGUGCUCCUGGAGCCCCCCCAGCACGGAUGCGUUUCUGCCCCUGCCCUUCCUCACCCUGCCACUUUGUCCCCGUGGGGGUGGGGAGCAGAGAGCUCCCUCCUGGUGGAGAGACUGCCCAGUGGAGGCCACUGGUGUCCACGGCCACCCCCCAGGGCUAGAGCUUGUGGGGUCCGGGUCUGACUGCCUCUGGGCAAGGCCCCUGGGAGCAUCUUGCCCAGGCCUUUUAUACCUUACAGUGUAACUUUUUUAUUUUAUUUUACUCUGAUUAUGAUUAUUCAGGAGUAUUAUCUCUCAGAUAAGUUUAGGGUUAGCUUUCUGAUUUGUAACUUUUUACUGUGUUGAUUUC